Molecule: messenger RNA, 1767 nt
Organism: Acyrthosiphon pisum (pea aphid)
Lineage: Eukaryota; Metazoa; Arthropoda; Insecta; Hemiptera; Aphididae
Product: sedoheptulokinase
Exons: 7
Coding region: 538-1674 (378 amino acids)
Biological process (GO): phosphorylation; glycerol metabolic process
Cellular component (GO): cytosol
Molecular function (GO): sedoheptulokinase activity
Source: RefSeq, a predicted model, not a curated record
UAGUAUCGUGUUAAAAUAUAUUAAUUAUUUGCACACAGAUAAGUUGAUAAUUAUUAACCGUUGAAUUAUGGAUUUUAAAAAAUUAAUACUAGGAAUAGAUAUAGGAACAAGUUCAGUAAAAGUUUCACUUUUAGACAGCUGCACUUCAAAAUCUAUUUAUGCGAAAUCGGUCCCAACCAUGGCAAAAAUUAAUCCUAGUCAUCAAAAAGGUGACGAGCAAGAUGUUGUCAACAUUUUGAAAGCAAUGAAACAAUGCUUAAAAUCACCAGGAAAAAUUAUGGAAAAGAUUUUUUUGAAAACUAUUGAGAACAUUUUACAUUUGAUUUCCCAAAGUACCAACUAGAUUGACUUUCCUACGAAAAUAUGGUGUUGAAGAAAAUUGAACCAUUUCUACUGUUUUUAAAGUUGAUGAGAGGACACACAAAAAAAAACACAUCAUAGUAAAAUCAAUACAUUCAUCGCUCCGCUCAGAAUCUAAAAUUUCACCAACAAUCUGAUCCUUAUAAUAAGGUAAAAGCAAUUGGUAUUUGUGGUCAAAUGCAUGGAAUAGUUUUCUGGGAUGAAAAAUUCGUACUCAACUUUUGGGAUAGUGAGUUUAUAAGCAAAACAGAUACAUUUGUAUCUAAUUUAUAUACAUGGCAAGAUGCACGUACAGAUUUCCAAUUUUUGGCCAAACUGCCAAAACCUCAUUCUCAUUUAAAGGCAUACUCAGGUUAUGGAUGUAAUACCAUAUUUUGGUUAAAAGAAAAUCAACCAGAAAUAUUGAGUAAUUUUAAUCAAUGCGGUACAAUUCAAGAUUUAAUUGUAUCAAUACUUUGCAAUCAAGGAAAAUCAGUCAUGUCUACACACAAUGCGGCAAGUUGGGGAUAUUUUAAUGUAACUGACUGUUCCUGGAAUAUAGAUAUUCUAACAGAAGCAAAUUUUCCAGUUCAUCUGUUACCAUCAGUCGUACAGCCUGGAAUAAAUGUAGGGACAUUAUAUGAAACUAUUUAUAAUAUACCAAAAGGCGCGGUAGUUGGUGUUGCUCUUGGUGAUUUGCAAUGUUCAGUAAUGGCUACAUUAACAACAAUGACAGAUGCAGUAAUUAACAUUUCAACCUCUGCUCAAGUUGCAUUUAUAGCCAAAGAAAUUGAGACACAAUGUGAUAGUGUUGAAUAUUUUCCAUAUUUCGAGAAUCACUUUUUGGCAGUAGCAGCUUCAUUGAAUGGUGGAAAUGUCUUAGACUCUUUUGUUAGAUCUGUAUUUAGCUGGGUAUCUGCUCUUGGAUUGACUAUAACUGAAGAUGAAUUAUGGAACCGAUUGUUACAUUUAUCACCUGAAGAAAAUUUGACACCUCUUAUAGUAAACCCUUUAAUUUUUGGAGAAAGGCACAAUCCAACAACUUAUGGAUCAUUAAUAAAUGUUACAAAUAAUAAUCUCACAUUAUCAGAAUUGUUUUCAGGUUUUUGCAAAGGAAUCAUUAAUAAUUUACACAAAAUGAUGCCAAGAGAAAUGUUAUUGAAAGCUGGAAUUCAAAGAAUCAUAGGUUCAGGAUCAGUUAUAACCAAAAACCAUAUAAUAAAAAAAGAAAUAGAAACUUGUUAUAAUCUUCCAUUGUGUGUAACAAUGUCAGAAGAUUCUGCUUUUGGUGCUGCUUUAGCAUUAUUGAAGAAUAAUCCUUCCUUAUUUAAUUAGUAAAUGUACUUCAGUUAACCAAAUAUAUUAUAAUUAAUGUAUGUGUUAUUCAUAAAACAUAUAAGAAUGUAAAAGAAAUGUCUGGUAUAUUCA